Messenger RNA from Olea europaea var. sylvestris, 1015 nucleotides. RefSeq lists its product as uncharacterized. The transcript is spliced from 3 exons. Bases 36 to 866 code for a protein of 276 amino acids. Lineage: Eukaryota; Viridiplantae; Streptophyta; Magnoliopsida; Lamiales; Oleaceae. The record is from RefSeq and is a predicted model, not a curated record.
AAGUUCAGUGACCAUUCAUAUAAUUAACCCUUUGAAUGAACCCCAGUAGAAAUUAUAUAAACAAUUAUGUAAUAAAAGCAAACGAUAGGGACGUGCCAAUUACCCAUUUGGAAUCUUCAAAACGUCAAAAACUCCACUGUCGCCAGAUUCAGCCAGAUUCUUCUUGCUUCUAUUUCUCCCUUCCACCCUAUAGAAGUCAGUGGAAUAUGGCUUCUGAAUUAAGUACUGGCAAGAACAAGUUGCUCUAUUCUGAUUUGUUCAAAGGCCAACGAAAUAUGGCCUCAACUCCAAGCGCUGAAACUCUUUUUGGUUCAAAAGGGAACUCUUCUUUGUCCGGUUUGAGUUCACCAUUUGGUUCUGAGCUUGACUCAACCGAAACUUCUGGAAGCGAGGAUGAGGACUUCUUUGCCGAGUUGGCUCGUCAAAUGGCUGAGCUUAUGCUUCAGGAAGAUGAAUAUAACUCAUUUUCCAACUGCGGUUCUGAUGAAUCUAACUUGAAAAAUCAAGCUACAGUUGGAAAACAAGGCCGUGCUGCAUGCGGAAGAAGAGUGAGGGGGAGCGAGUCACCUCAACGGAAACAGUUUUAUCAAACAAAGCAGCGGUGGAACUGGGAAAAUGGGCAUUAUUAUGGGUCGGGUAUGAGGGCUGUAUUUCUGGGUGGAUCCGGAUCAAGUAACGGGUCUGGUGGUACUGGUGUUUUCUUGCCUCGUGGAUCCAGCGUCUCAGCUGGGCACAACAAGAGAUCAGAUUUACAUGGAAAUGAAUCUUCGCAUAUUGAUAGAGAAGUACAAUUGAUCAAAGACCUAUUGACGACCAACAAGAACGAGAACGAGGAAAUGCAACUACCGCAAGAAUGGACUUAUUGACUCGAUCGAGAUUCCCCUCAUUGUAGAACUGCUCGGCCCACCCACCCUUGAUCAUCAAUUAUGUAUAUAGAUUUUAAGUCAGUAUUAAUACCUGUAGUCUAUAAUUAAAAUAUGAAAUUAUUGAUAACAUCAAUAAAAAUUUAAGAAUA